ACAAUACGCCGGAAAAGGGUCAAAGUUGACGGAAGUGGGCCGAAAAAUAAACAAGAUUACUGGAGAACACCCCACGAUUUCAGGCAGGGACUUUUGAGUUUGGAAUUGUAUGACAGGUCUGGGGGAAAGGAAUUGUAUGCAGAUGCUCAUAGUUCAGACCCCUCACCCAAGGAUGGGGGAUUGAGACGUUUGAGGAUUCCACCACGGUCAAAGCAAGGAGUCACCACAAGUUAUUUGCAUUUUUCAUCUCAAAAUCUUGUGAGCAGAGUGGAUUUUUCAUGAAACCAACAGUUGUGUUCUUUCGGACAGUAUUCUCCAAGAACUCCAGUUUCUAGUUUUUGUUGGAUAAGCAAACGGCCCCAUUCUAAAAGAGACAUGAGCAGUGGUCGUCGCAACACCGGCCCUCGCAAUGGGUCUGUCGGGGGAGGCAGGGUCCAGCAAACGAAGUUGGUCCUCUUGGGUGAUCAGGGAGUCGGGAAGUCGAGCAUUGCCCUUCGCUUUGUGCGGGGUCAGUUUCCAGAGCACAGUGAAGCUACAGUUGGAGCGGCCUUCCUCACCCAGACAGUGCAAGCUCAAGGCCAGUCCAUCAAGUUUGACAUUUGGGACACGGCGGGCCAGGAGCGGUAUCACAGCCUCGCGCCGAUGUAUUACAGGGGAGCCCAGGCCGCCAUUGUGGUCUACGACAUAAACAAUGCUAACACGUUCAGCCGUGCGGUGAGCUGGGUGAAGGAGUUGCGACAACAGGCCUCCUCCAACAUCAUCAUCGUGCUGGCCGGGAACAAGCUGGACCUAGCAACGGAGCACCGCGCAGUGCAGACUGAUGAUGCUCGUGCCUUUGCUGAAGACAACGGAUUGAUAUUUGCCGAGGCGUCUGCCAAGACAGGCUUGGCUAUUAACGAAAUGUUUAUGAUGAUUGCACACAAAAUUGCGGGCAAGCCUCAAGGCCCCCAGGGCAGGGGUCAAGUGGUCAGCCUGUCUGACGAGGGGAGAGAAGGUGGCGGGGGAUGUCGGUGCUAACCCCUGCGUUAAAACCUGUGUUGUACAUCGACGGACGGACGGAAUGCAUGUUGGUUUGUCGAGGCAUGGCUUUAAAUACUCAUGUGUGAAAUGUGAUGGUGUGUGAAACGUAAAGACGUGUGAAAUGUGAUAUGUGUGUAUGGGUGAUGAAGACAGCAGGGUUUGUGUCCUGAUGUGCUUCCAAAUGCAUUGUGGGAUAAGGUGAAGAAUAUGAACAUGUUGGGUUGUUUUGGGUUUUUUUUUUGCAAUAACUGCCAAAGUAACGUAUAACAAUGAAAUUCUUUAAAACGGAAAUUGUUAAUCUAUGUAAUUUGCAACAGCUUUCAAAGUUCCGCAGGAGAAGCUUUACACGUCUUAUCAGAUUUUUGUGCACUUUUGUGUUGUUUAAAAGCUUUAGGAGUUUUGCAGCAGAUAUCACCUAAGAUGUUGGCAAAAACAUGAGACGCUUUUGUCUCAAGGCCGUAAACACUCAUUGUUUUUUAAUGAAGUCAUUUCACCAUCUGUGCAGUGUGAUAUUGUUGGUUGAUAGUACAGAAAGACUGUACAUUGGAUUAGUCUUUUUUGAAUUACCUCACAUUUAAUUUAUGAUGCCUUGGCUGUGACAUCCCACUAUUAAAUGAAGAACUCUUUGUGCCGUACACGUUUUCACAUUCUGGGUCAAGACUUUUUGACAUUCAAAUUCAUGUAAAUCUCUAGUUCAGUAAGGUUCCAGAGGUUUUGCGGUGUGAGUCGGGGUAGCUUUGAGUAAUUCUCUCGGUAUUUUGACAUUUACUUUUUUCUGGCCUUGGUUUCUGGAAAAAUAGUCACUCUUGGUAUAAAGCUGUUUGACACAAACCUGAGGACAGCAUUUUUGUUAUUCAGUCAUUUAUUAUGGUGGUGAUGAUGAUUAUUAUUUUUAUUAUUAAUAUUAUUAUUUAUUAUUGUUAUUAUUAUUAUUGUUUUUAUGAUUUUGCAGAUACCAUUUUUAUAAUUUGAUAGAAAGGUUCAUUUGUUCAGUAAUUAUUAUUUUAUUUUUUUUGCUCUGCUAGUACAGAUAACAGUGAUAGACAGUGUAGUAGUUUUUUAGUAGACUGGGUUAGGAGGAACGCAUAGAAGAAAGAGGCUGGAUUACUGGGAAAUUGCCAGGGUCUACUCAUUUAACUGAUUUGAGGUGAUGUGAGUUACAUGAGUUUGCAUGUACAAAAUCAAAGGGAAGUGGCAUGAAGAUAAAAUCUGUUUCUGAAAUCAAUUUCCGUUGUGGUGCACAGGACUUGGUAGAGUCGGGCUGGAGAAAAUUGCGCCCUGUGUAUUAUGAAAAACACAAGUGUUAUGCUGGUGACGUGGAAUUAGAUGCCCGGUUCUCAGAACGUAGAGUAAGAGAUAUUACUGUGCAAUAGGAUGAUCAUUUUUUUUGGUGUUGUUGUUGUUAUUAUGUGUGUGUGUGUGUGUGUUUGCAUGUAAAUUUGAGGGGUAUAUGGAUGUGCAUAUAAUGAUAUUGUGUGACAUGGCUUCAAUGUUUGCUCUAGAAUCCUCACUGGUGCUAUAUGCCCUCUGUGAACUCUGACAUCUUUGACCUCAAUUUUAUGUCGUGUCAUACCGCGAUCUUGUGUAUGUUUAUCUCUUUGACUGGCGCCCUUCUGUGUAAAGCCAGCUCACUCCAGUGCACAAUAUUAGUGAUUCUAGUGUCGGAAUUAUGGUAUGAAAAUUUUGUUGUAUAGUCGAAACUGUUCAAGACGACCACCUGUGAUAGUGGAGACACAGGAGAAAAGUGGCUUCAGUUUCAGACCCCUGCCUUAUAAACUGUAGUAAGAACAAAUCUCAGACUAGUAUCAAAUGAAACACUUCUACGGUUGUUGACCAUCAAGUUGGGGUCGCAAAUAUUGUCCUGCCGACCUUAAUUUGAGAGCCCUGUUUUAAAACUAUAAUUUGUUCCACUAGACAGGAUCUCUUGUCUUAGUAGGAAAAUUACAAGUAUUCUAAUCAGGGUACAGUGAACGUCGUGCUGAACUCGCAAAUCUUGGUGGGUAUGAAGGGGCUGGCUUUUCAACUGUGGCUGUGAGUGAAAGUGAAAGAUCGCUUCGAUCUGUGCAAUAAAGAAUCUAUCGUGGCUUGAGGGGGGGGGGGGGACCAGGGGGUGUAACAGUAUUCAGUCUUUUAUCAUUGGUUAACACCUGCCUUUUCGCCCCAGUGAUGUUGCAAUGUUUUGUGCGUGAGAAAAUAAUGUAUUCUACAGAUUCUCACAAAAGAUUGAUGGUCUGCAGUGGUAUGUUAGGGAGAAAACCCAGAUGAAGUCGAUUUUUGGGGACCUUGAUGAAGUUUUUGAGGAUGGAGAGAGGUGUUAAAAAAUAUUGUUGUCUUGUCUGUGAAUUAUUGCAAAUAUCAAAAAAGCAAAAGCUCUCGCCGUCUGUGGUAAUCUUGUACACAUUGGGCUUUUCAGAGCACUUUUUUUCUUGUAGCAUGCUUGGCAAUGUUCCAUAACAUAUAUAUGUGCUGUGCUCUUAAUGCUUGUUCAGGUUUUUCAAAUUUUGUUUUGUACAAAUUUUGGGCUACAAACAUUCCACACUUUUGAGAGAUGUCAUAUUUUUUUUAUACUCUGUGAAUGUACAAUGUGUAGUGAUCAGUGGUUCAUUUGGAAGAGCCCAACAUUCUACUUUGAAAACAUGCAACUCUUUUUGUUCCUACGAAAGAAGAUCAGCUUGGUAGUGACUGUUGUGUCUUUGUUAUGUGGUAGAUCUGUAGUUGUUGUUUUUUUUUUGGGGGGGGGGGGGGGAGGGGUUCCAAAUUGCAUGUUCUUAGAAAAGCAUAAUCAAGACCCAUUCUUCAUCUGCACUGUAUAAGAAUAAUAAGACAGAGCAUAAUCGUGCCUCUUGUGACUUUGCGCUUUUUGUGCAGAAAAGAAAUGAGAAGUGAGAUUGCCAGUAAUGUGUUGGUUGAAAGUUAUUUUAUUGUAUGUGAUGUUCAGUCUGUUCACUAGCUUGCAAUCUAAGUGAUGGGGUGUUUGAAGUUGAAUGUUUGAUAUGUUUCUGUCCCUAGACUAACACUACAUGUGCUGUCUUAAUCAUGAUAGAAUACCUGUCCACUGAUGUCCCUUUUCUUUGAAAGCUCAGAGGUGAAUGUCUGAGUAUGCAUGUGUCAAAUUGAUUGGGGAAAUUCACAGCAAAGUUGAAACAGCGGGGUCUGUGAUUGUGCAUGAUGGAAAAUAUUGUUAUUUUGAAAACAGUUUUCGAAAAAAA
This is a messenger RNA of Aplysia californica (California sea hare), 4229 nucleotides long. RefSeq names its product ras-related protein Rab-5C. The transcript has 7 exons. Gene Ontology annotation, molecular function: GTP binding; GTPase activity. The record is from RefSeq and is a predicted model, not a curated record. The coding region runs from base 376 to 1017 and encodes 213 amino acids. NCBI's taxonomy places the organism in Eukaryota, Metazoa, Mollusca, Gastropoda, Aplysiida, Aplysiidae.